This is a messenger RNA of Botrytis porri, 654 nucleotides long. RefSeq lists its product as uncharacterized. The record is from RefSeq and is a predicted model, not a curated record. Lineage: Eukaryota; Fungi; Ascomycota; Leotiomycetes; Helotiales; Sclerotiniaceae. The transcript has a single exon. The coding region runs from base 1 to 654 and encodes 217 amino acids.
AUGCAUCCGUUAAACUCAUACUCAUCACCUAGUCAAAGCCAUCGUCAUCAACAAGAAGUAUACAUACCCCAACAAGAAUCAAUCAAAAUCCGACAACCAGUACCAUCCUAUAGUCGAUGGCGAAAUCACAGAAUACUGAAUAGAACCUAUUCGGCGGGAAGUGUACAACAGAUACCCAAUCGAGACGAAACGCAAUCGCAAUCGCAACUAGAGACGAAACAAGAAGUCAAGCACGUUAUGGAUGAAAAAGUCAAGGUAAAAAGAGGAAGUGCUGCAGAUAACCAUUCUGCAAGCAAUUCAGAGUCUUCUAAAAAUAGGAAACAUCUCAAAGCUGUACCGAAAAGGAAGACUAAAGAUAGAAGUCCGCGCGAAAAUUCCUUCUUGACGAAAACAUCUAAUUUCCAGAAAGUAUCUGCUAAACGUAAUUCCACGGUCUCAGCAGAGCCAAAAACAAGAUUGAAUUUGAAAGCAGCAAAUCAAGACCAAGAUAGAAAGAGAGAUCAGAUACCCCAUCCGCUUCAAUCUCAUCCUUACUCCCCAAUACCAAAUAUCGAGAUCUCCGAAUCUCACACCAAGGAAAAAUCUCUACCUUCACCACCCAUCGAGCAUCCUGCGAUCCCCGAACUUGAGGGCUCAGAACAGAAGUUCUUAUGA